UGGAUUUCUUAACAUGUGAUGAAUACGUGCGCAAUUGGAUGGUGAAAGCAAACUGUCUGACACACUAACAGGACGGCAGAGACAGAUGGCCACAGCAGAGGAGCACAAAGAGUUAAGUGAGAUGGAAAGCUCAGCCAAUAAAGGCCAACCCAUCUUUGUAGACAACAGUCCAAAGAAGUGUUAAAGGAGGAGAUUUCAUCAACAGUGCUCCCCUCUUCUCUCCCCUCAUGACAGUCUGACUCCUACAUGGUCCCUCCAACCUGACCAAUGAUGUCCACUGAGCCUCGAGGGGAAGCCUGGAGAGAGGAGACAGUUUUCAAGGAUCAUGUCUGGAUGUCAGAAUACCUCAAAGCUGAAGAAGAUACUAAAAGGCAGUUCUUGAACAAAAGCACAAGGAGCACAGAUUGGGCACCAGAGAAGAGGAGUCCCUAACUUUGAGUUCCUGUAACGCAACCCGAGGAGGAUGAGAUGAUCUAAUAUUGAGUAAAGUCCAGUUGAAAAGACGUCAUGUUGUCUGCACAGGGAACUGGUGUGUUGGCUCUUUUCCACAGUGUCAUAAUAGUGACUGCACUGAUAGAUUCUGAUGACGUCAUCACCAGAGAUGAGCAGAUCUACGUCUUGAUUGGUGCUCACGCCAAGUGUGAGAGGAACAUCCAGGCACAAGUGUCCCUGCUUAAAGAAGGCGACUGUAUCCCAGAGUGGGACGGGAUCAUCUGUUGGCCGCAGAGUAGAGCGGGUCAGCUGGUGUCAGUGCUGUGUCCAGAGUACAUCUACGACUUCAACCACAGAGGGCGAGCCUACCGCCACUGUGACGCGUCAGGGAACUGGGUGCAGGUGCCAAGUAUCAACCGCACUUGGGCUAACUACACUGAGUGCACCACAUACUUGACCUCCAACCACAGGAGCCAAGAGGAGAAGGUGUUUGAGAGACUCCACCUCAUGUACACUGUGGGCUACUCCAUUUCUCUAGCGUCACUGCUGGUGGCCGUCUCCAUCCUCUGCUAUUUCAAGCGUCUCCACUGCACACGCAACUACAUCCACAUUCACCUCUUCACCUCCUUCAUAUGUCGAGCAGUCAGCAUUUUUGUGAAGGACGCUGUGCUCUACUCCAUAACUGAUGACAGAGAGGCUGAGCCUGAGUUCACUGCACAGAAGCCGCACAUGGCCGGCUGUAAAGUUGCUGUUACUCUCUUCUUUUAUUUCCUGGCCACCAAUCACUACUGGAUCCUUGUGGAGGGGUUGUACCUACACAGCCUCAUCUUCAUGGCCUUCCUCUCUGACAAAAACUACCUGUGGGCCCUCACCAUCAUCGGCUGGGGUGUUCCAGCUGUGUUUGUGUCUGUCUGGGUCAGUGCUCGAGCAUCGCUGGCAGACACACAGUGUUGGGACCUCAGUGCAGGAAACCUGAAGUGGAUCUAUCAAGUUCCCAUUCUGGCAGCCAUUGUUGUGAACUUCCUCCUCUUCGUCAACAUAAUACGUGUACUGGCCUCCAAACUGUGGGAGACAAACACUGGUAAAUUGGACCCUCGGCAGCAGUAUCGGAAGCUGCUCAAGUCCACAUUAGUGCUCAUGCCCUUGUUUGGAGUUCACUACAUGGUGUUCAUGGCUCUUCCCUACACUGAGGUCACAGGGCUGCUGUGGCAGGUGCAAAUGCAUUAUGAGAUGUUCUUCAAUUCAUCACAGGGCUUUUUUGUGGCAUUUAUAUACUGUUUCUGCAAUGGAGAGGUGCAGGCAGAGCUAAAGAAGGCGUGGUUAAGACGCAGCCUUGCGCUCGACCUCAAACAAAAAGCCAGAAUGACCAGCAGCGGCGGCGGAGGCAGCUGUUACUAUGGCGGCAUGAUGUCACACACCACCACCCACAGCGUCAGCUUGUCUAGUGCCAAUUCCAGAGCUCUUUCCCUCACUGGAGGUGUGGUGGGUUCUGGUGGUGCUGCCGGUGGAGGGUCAGGGGUCAGGCUGCCGCGCCACGGUUCUCUUCACUCGCAAACCAACCUGCCUGGAUACGUGCCCGGUGACACUGAGACCUCCGGAGUUUUUGUCAGGCACACCAGAGCCAGCAAAGUAAAUCAUGAGACCAGAAGUCAUGGAGCAUCUCCAGCCCAAACCCCUGGAGAAGAAGACAGCCGCUUAUCGCUGAAAGAGCUGGAGACUAUCUUGUGACUGUUUCCGUGAAUUGACAGAUGAGCAUAUAUGAGGUACUGGACUCAAGGCAGAUGACAGUGAAGGAUUUUUCCGACUACCCCCUAAAUAGAGUGGUCGAGACUGAGGACCUUCAAAAGUAGACAUUUCAAGGAUUUACUGAGGUUAUUUUGUCAACUUUUUCCAGGGUCAAGACAAAACUUUAAGUCUCAACCGAUGGAUUUCUUGUGGAUCUAUUUAAUUUUUAGCUGUGCACGUAAAUUGUACAUUAAUUGUUAUAUGCUUUCAUUAGAUGUGAAAGAUAGAGUUAAGUUAGAUGAUCUGUGAAGAUGUGAUGCUGCAGAGAAUUUAGAGGAGUCAACGGACUGACCUGAAUGUUUAAACAGUGAGACGUUUUCUGUGAUUCAUCUCCCUCUUCACAUCUUUCCUGUGUUUGAUUUUCCAGGCCAGUCUGGCUGACCCUAGUUCAAACUGCACUUACGCAUGUGUCUGUGUGUGUCUGAGUGGCUGCUGUCUAUGAAUAUGCUGCAGCAAUCCUCCCUUUUCCAAAUACUGACCUCCAUACACAUCAGCCACACCUUUAUGAUGUAGGAUGCAAAAGCUGAUAGUUUAUCAAGCUAACUGUCUAUAUAUGAUUAUUUUUAACAGUCAGUAUUGUCCAGACAGCGUGUCUAGACAGGUCACGUCUCUCUGCAGCUUUGUCGUCCAUGUUGUCCACACAGCCUUAUUUAUCAGUCUGACAGGACCCUGAGGGCUGAUGCACAAACCUUUUGCCCCUCGCAGGCCAAACCCCAACCCCUGCCUCCGUGUAACCUCUACCCCGAUCGCCCUCACAACACCACCCAGAAUUUCACACACACCCCUCAGGCCUCAGCUCAGAGCCGGAGGCACCUGAGCUGUUUGUAGACCUCGAGCAUGAGUGACAAACCUGCAGCACAAGCCACCAGUAUUCACAAGGUAAACAGACAGGAAGUUGUACUUGUAAUUAUUUUAGGACUGAUAAGGUGUCCAGAGAUGGAGACAACUGUUCUGUGUUUAUAGGACUUGUACAGUGUAAGAUAACUCUGAUAAUUUAAUAAGUGUUUGGGAGUUUAAAUAAAGGGAAUUUAAAU
This is a messenger RNA of Epinephelus fuscoguttatus (brown-marbled grouper), 3251 nucleotides long. RefSeq names its product parathyroid hormone 3 receptor (gene pth3r). NCBI's taxonomy places the organism in Eukaryota, Metazoa, Chordata, Actinopteri, Perciformes, Serranidae. The transcript has 13 exons. The record is from RefSeq and is a predicted model, not a curated record. Gene Ontology annotation, molecular function: parathyroid hormone receptor activity; G protein-coupled peptide receptor activity; peptide hormone binding. Gene Ontology annotation, cellular component: plasma membrane. Gene Ontology annotation, biological process: adenylate cyclase-modulating G protein-coupled receptor signaling pathway; cell surface receptor signaling pathway. The coding region runs from base 508 to 2160 and encodes 550 amino acids.